AAAUCGGUGUUUCCCCCCCCCCCCCCCCCCGCUCUCCACCGCCUACCGCCGCCGAAAUCUGUUCGUCGGCGACCUCGCAGCCAGCGUCACCGUCCUCCGCGCCCCCGUGCCCUCUACUGGUGCCGUACCGGCGCGGAGCGGAGAUUGUUUCUUGGAUCGAUUUCUUCUUCUCCUGGUGAUCGGCUGUGGCAUGGCAAGGAAGCUGUCAAUUUGUCUCACCUUCUGUUUUCAUAAAUGAUGUCCUUACUUCUGAAGGGCACAACAACUAAAAAAUUAUUCAAGUGGCCAUGGAGAAGUGAAUCAGAACUUUCAACACGUCUACUUGUUGAAAUUCCACCUGAAAUAGAAUUGUCCGACUACAGGAGAUUGCUGAGCUCUGAUUGUGAGAGUCCACCAGUACAUCUCCAUGGGGAAGACUUAAAGGCCGAGCUAAUUCCUGACUUGGAUAUUUUCUUCGAGAGGCUGUAUGAAUAUUUUUGUGCAAAGGGUUUAAGAUGCAUCAUCGUCAAGUGGAUAAUUGAGAUCCUUAAUGUUACAUUUAUGGUAUGCUCUAUUGGUUUUUUCUUCUUGUUUGUUGAUUGGGGUGCCCUUGGCCAUUUGAAAUGUGGAGUGGAAGCACUUGAGUCAGGGGAGAAACCAUGUGACUUGAUGAAAGUCAUUAAGAAUGAGCCAUUAGUUCCAUUCACAUUUGUGAAGAUGAUCACUAUUGGAUCAAUGGGUAUAUUGAUGACAUAUGGAAUUAUUAACUUUGUGAAGUUCUUUUUAAAAUUGAGAAGCAUGCUCAAAGUUCGCUACUUCUAUUAUAACAGCCUUAAGGUCACAGAUCUGGAGAUUCAAACUAUAUCAUGGCCCAAAGUAGUUGAGAAGGUUGUCCUUCUCCAGAAGUCACAGCAACUUUGCGUUGUUAAGGAUCUUUCAGAGCAUGAUAUCAUCAUGAGAAUAAUGCGUAAACAGAACUACUUGAUUGGGAUGGUUAACAAAGGCAUCAUUGCAUUUCCUGUUCCCUGUUGGCUGCCUGGAGUUGGUCCAACUGUCAGUUCUCGUGUCCAUGGAAGGAAAAGCUAUCUGAUGGUUCCAAAGACCCUAGAGUGGACAUUAAAUUGGUGCCUCUUCCAGAGCAUGUUCGAUAGUAAAUUUUGUGUUAGAAAAGAUUUUCUAACAAGCUCACGCAUCUUGAAAAAACGGCUUGUAUGUAUGGGUAUUGCAAUGCUUUUACUGUCACCCUGCCUUGUCAUCUUCCCAUUGGUAUACAUGUUUCUGAGACAUGCUGAAGAAUUCUACAAUCACCCCAGUACAGCGUCAUCUCGAAGAUGGUCGAAUUUAUCAAGGUGGAUUUUGCGGGAGUACAAUGAGGUUGAGCAUUUCUUUAGGCAUAGGAUGAACAACUGCACGGUUCACUCUUUGAAUUAUUUAAAGCAGUUUCCAACGCCAUUAAUAUCUAUUAUCGCAAAAUUUAUAUCGUUUGUAUCUGGUGGCUUGGCUGGCAUUCUUCUCAUCCUUGGAUUUCUCGAUGAAUCUAUCCUUGAGGGCCAUGUUUUUGGCCGAAAUCUUUUGUGGUAUGCUGUUAUUUUUGGAACUAUAGCAGCUAUUAGUCGGAAAGUUGUGGCAGAUGAUCUUCAAGUGAUUGACCCAGAAGGAGCCAUGACUAUUGUUGUCCAACAGACACAUUACAUGCCAAAAAGGUGGCGUGGUAAAGAGAGCAGUGAUCUUGUGCGGAAAGAGUUUGAAACUCUUUUUCAGUAUACCAUAACAAUGCUUUUAGAAGAGAUGGCGUCCAUUUUCAUCACUCCUUACUUGCUAAUAUUUGUGGUACCAAAGUGCGUCAACGAUAUUCUUCACUUCAUUUCAGACUUCACAGUUUAUGUAGAUGGAGUGGGAGAUGUAUGCAGUUUAAGCUUGUUUGAUUUCCAAAGACACGGAAAUAGAAACUAUGGUUCACCAUGUGAUGCAGUAAAAGACAUGAGGAGCUCCCAAGGGAAGAUGGAGAAAUCGUUAUUAAGUUUUCAAAGCACCUAUACAUCAUGGGAGCCAAAUCCAGAAGGCAAGCAGUUUUUGUGCAAUCUCCAGAGAUUCAAGGAAAAGCAAAUCCGUAAAAAUACUUUUCAAGCAAUGGAAGAUUCACAACUUGGAUCAAGUACUAGAGGUCAAAGUGGCAAUCUUUUCCAUCGACUGCUCCCCAGGGAUAUCCAUCCAGGCGAUGGGAUUAUUUGUAACUUUAUCCCUUUAGGACCGCUUGAUGCAGAUCAAAGGUCAUAUCCAUAUAUCCUUGACUGGUAUUACACAUGUCACCCACACUCGGGUAGGGAUGCCAACUCGUCUCCCCACCUUGGCGAAGCAUCCCCUGAACCAGGAGAGGACAUAUGGCCACCUCUGAGCAAACCAUUAACGGAGAUUGAGGAGGAGCAAAUCUGGGAUUCUAAUUUGUAUGAAAGAGCUCGAAGCCACUUGGAGGCAUCAACAUCUAGUGCAUUCUUUCAACGUGCCACCUCCCAGCGCCAAGUUAGGGAACAAAAUUCUACAAGCCACCACUGGUGGGCUCAGGCCACCGCACGGCCAAAUCAUCCACAAGGCAGUUUUAUUGAGCCUCCACCACACAGUUUUAUUGAGCCUCCGGACAUGGGAAAUCACCACACAGCAGGCCAGUAUUCCAGCCAGCACUGCAAUUGGGCUCUGAGCUCUGCGCAGCAUACUGAUCCACAAGACAGUUUCCUUGAGCCUCCAAACUUUGGAAAUCAUUAUACAUCUGGUUAUCAUUCGAGCUAUCACAGCAGUGACGCGUCGGAGGGAAACAAAGAGCUAGAUCAAAGAUAUAUCAGAAGCAACAGUAGUUGGAGAAGACCCCCAGCCCUGUCCAAGACAGGGUACAUGGAUGAUGACCCUGACCUAGAGCAAUGCUCGAGUUUCCAUUUUGCCGAUGUCAAGGAUGACGAAUAUGAAGACGAAGAUGGUCAUGGCACAGCUCAUAUUUGUAGCUCUAUGCCGGCCAGCCUUCAUGUACGGAUUAUACCUAGAAGCAGUGACCCUGUUUAGUUAGAGAACACACACACGGAAAAAAAAAAACUAGUGAUACUUGUCCAGAUUGAUCUCAGUUACAUUAGAAACGAAAGACGCAUAUGUUAGUUUAUUGUGAGCCGGCAAAGGUUGACAAAUUCUUUUGUACAGAUGAAUUUGCUUACCUGAUAUAUAGUCUUGUCCUCCCCCAUGUUAUGGGAGAGGAGCCAUUCUUUUUGAUAGAAUGUGGAAGUGUUUCAAUCAGCUAA
Phragmites australis (common reed) is the source of this 3260-nucleotide messenger RNA. RefSeq names its product autophagy-related protein 9-like. Gene Ontology annotation, cellular component: autophagosome; phagophore assembly site. NCBI's taxonomy places the organism in Eukaryota, Viridiplantae, Streptophyta, Magnoliopsida, Poales, Poaceae. Gene Ontology annotation, biological process: autophagy of mitochondrion; protein localization to phagophore assembly site. The record is from RefSeq and is a predicted model, not a curated record. The coding region runs from base 235 to 3030 and encodes 931 amino acids. The transcript is spliced from 10 exons.